Messenger RNA from Gallus gallus (chicken), 4665 nucleotides. RefSeq names its product intraflagellar transport 57 (gene IFT57). Gene Ontology annotation, cellular component: intraciliary transport particle B; cilium; centrosome. The record is from RefSeq and is a predicted model, not a curated record. Lineage: Eukaryota; Metazoa; Chordata; Aves; Galliformes; Phasianidae. The coding region runs from base 3179 to 4603 and encodes 474 amino acids. Gene Ontology annotation, biological process: intraciliary transport; non-motile cilium assembly. The transcript has 12 exons.
GGAUCUCUAUCUGGAGAUCACUCCUCUCGAAGCCCUUCUACAAGCCCAGGACACGGGAUACGGCAACAUUGGCAGAGCAAUCUGUGUGACCUUUCCCCAGCCAUCUCAGCACAAAGUUUAAUGCACUUGGAACCAUUUUCAGUACUAACUGACAGCCAGUCACUAGCCAAGUCACGUGGCAGAAAUGCAGGGAAGGUAAUAGUCUGUGUGCUCAAAGGCCAAGGCUAUCUGUGCCACAAUCUUCCAUCCUUCUUCAGAAUCAGGACUGCUUUACUCCACCUUAAGCAUUAACAGUGUUAAUUCCUCACAUGAAAAAUGAGUAACAGUUGUUAUUCAUAUUUUUCAUAAACAACAGAACUGCAACUUACCCCAAAACGUAGCACAAAUGGAAAGUAAAUGAAAAAGAGAUGGUAUUUUCUGUCCCUUCAUGUCUUCUUCGGUUCAUAAUGGAUUCAUUUCAAACUGACAACAAGAAAGGAGGGGGGAAAAAAGCAAAACUGUUUCAAUGCAGCUAAAACUCUUCAGCUGUAUUGUUUUCUUUGUACAGUUUAUCAACUACCAUAUCUGUCUGCAAUAGGUUUUGACAUGUUUCUUAGCAUUAGCGUUACUAAGUAUGCUAUAAAUUUUAUAAACAUCUAGGUCCUCUUACUACCAUGCAAUCUAUUUUCAGUCUGUUUUUAAGGUGUUAACACUUGGUACUGAUCUUCAAAAUCAAUGAACAGGACACAGAGGAAAAAAUGGUCAAGUGUCUUCUCCAAAAGGAUGCAAGACAUCCCUUAUCAAACCAGUUUUUCCAUUUCCUGAAACAGACUCCUGAUUACUGCAGUAUUUGUUCUUCUAAAGUGGGGAGUUUGCCUGAACAUCCAAAUACUGCAGGUAUAAAGAAUCUUCAGCUGAUGCCCUUUUGAUCAAGUGAACUUCUACAAAUGUGCAUAUGGAAGUCUGGGGUAGGAACACAGAAGAGGAUGAGGCUCUCCCAUUAGCUUUUCAGGUUUGUCGGUCAAAUGACAAUGAACUGAGGAAACUCACCUGCAGAACAACACAAGAACAACUUUCCUGUAACUGACAGACCACGCUCUUCCUCCAUCCAGGUGCAUUACUUCAAAAUACAGCAAAACAUGGUAAAGAAAUUAGGUUAUGACUCAUAUAGCCUGUAAAGAGCCUAAAGGGCUUCCCCUACUCCUUUGUUCCUCCUGAAAGGAGACCUACAUGUACCCUUCCUAACUUAGGGCACAGGCUUGCCUGGGCUUGCAAGUCAGUUCUUCUAUCCUACACCAAUACUUUUUACCAGUUUUAACUGGUGUGUGCAAUUGUAUCUGCAGUGCACAUGAACCUUACAUCCCAAGGAUUUUUGCAUGUUGCUUCUUCUACAAAGCUAGAGCAAUUUUAUGUAUUAUCACUUUUUGUGGAGGGGACCAGAGGGGCACCAAAUUCUUAAACCUGAAGUAGAAGAUUAUGCUAGUGUAAAACAACCUCAAUGUAUUAAAUUUUUGUACCACUAGCUACAGUGAGUAGCAGCAGUUGCCAAUGCAAAGAGAAAGCAAGUUAGACACUGGAAAACCGCAUGCAUCACAUUUUCCUGAAUGAUGCUUUUAUUUGUUCAACACUUCCUCAGUUCCUUAAAACACAACUUAGUAACUCAAUACAUUGUCUUUGUUUGAAUUUCAGAAACUGAAAUCAGUGCUAAAUUUCUCUUAAGUGGCAGAGAGAACUCAUGAGUUUAGCAGAGAGUUCUGAAAGCAGCUCUGUGGCCUGCAUCAGGGUCUGAAGACAGGAUAAGGCACACUGCUAUGCCCACUCUAGCUGUAUUCCAUGAUGUUGUAUCAAAAUACAGCUGGAACUAAUUAGCUGAAGAUCUCCCUGCUCAGUACAGUUCUUACAGUGUGUUAAGAAAAAACUUCUGUUGGUCUGUAUGAUCAUGGUAAUUUUAGUUCUAAGGAAUUCAGGACUUUGACCAAUGUGGCAAAUGUUCAGAUAAUGACAUUUUUAGAUUCCAAGUUCUUCCUUUGCACCAAAAUAUUAAGGCCAUUUCACUUCCCAUGCUUCUGCAGAAAAACGUAUUUCCUACAGAACAACCACUGCCUCAACUCAAUGCCAGAACCUUGGCCAGGAUUUCUGAGAGCCAGAUGAAGUAUUAAAACUCCUCUUCCAAGUCACACCAUGAGUCACUGAGCAGCUGGGACAGUGGCAAGGGCAACGCCACACUUGCUUUGACCACUAUACGAAACAAAUGGCAAAAGGCACGCCCUUUAAUCUUGAUGGAAUUUUCCAUUGUAUUUGUUUCCAAUUUACUUGCACCCUGGCCAAAGGGUUCACCUAGCACCUGUAUCUCUUACCCACAUGCGGGGGCAGCCAUAGGUAUUGCAACAUUCCUUCGCCUUGUAAAGCAGAAGUUACUAGUUCUCAUUAAAAGGAUUUUUUCUUUGUUUUUUCAAUGUAACUUCAUAAGGGGGCAUUCCAAGCACGCGCAGCCUUAAGAAAGCUAGAAGUUCCUGAAUACCUGGCAUUUUACUAAAGAGGAAUCACACGCACAAAAAAUCUCUAUCAGCAGUAAUCACAGAACAGCGUGGAGCAACCAGGAACAUAAAAAUCACCUACCAUGCGUGUCCAACCUUUUGGUUUGCAGAAGCCAGUUCCUGUAGGGGAAAAAUAAGAUUAGAUUACUGCAACAAUAUAUUAAAAAGUAUUAAUGCUCUACUGUCCUCCAAUGCCUUAAAUGCCAGCUCUGUGCCAACACCACGCUAAGCAAAUGCAGACUCCAAACACAACUUCAGUCGGAGAGAAACACUCCUGAAGGAUGAAGGCACCUUCACACCACACGCAGCAUUUCCUUAGCAAGAAGACCUGAAACGCUCCAUUUUACCUCACAUAACCAACUGCCCCCCACACCCUUUCGCGACGCACAGUUGUCCUAAGCACUUGUAUUUUUUACCUCUUCUGAGUUCACGAACAGCCAGAGCUCCCAGGGCACAGGUCGCUCUUUUGGGUGGAGACGGUGAGUCUCGGAUGCAGGGCAUGUACAGCUUAAAUGAGUCACACAACUUUCUUCCAGGCGCUGCACCACCCCUUCCCCAGACGCUCCAGCAGCCACACCUAACACGUACUCUGCCUCGCUGUCCAGCUCGAGCCAACUGGUACCACCACCCCCUCGGUCUCCCUGUAAACCCUUGCUCAGCUGAUGAACAUGCGACCGCAGACCAGUUUUCCCCGUCUUUAUAGUUGCAAAGCAGCAGCAAUCCCCGCCCUCCUGGGGGGACGGGCCGAGCGCCUCCGGGCACUGCAUGCCAUUGACGGCACGGAGGAGGAGGAGGCAGUCGGUGAUUGGCAGAACCGGUUGCUUCGGCAACGGGCGGUGGCGUGGGGUUCCAAGAUGGCGGAGCGAGAUGACGAUGGUCCGGUGGCGGAGCGGGGCCCGGGUGCGGCCUACGCUGCCUUCGUGCUGAUGGAGGAGCUGCUGGACAAGCUGAAGCUGCUGAGCUACGAGGAGGAGGCGCUGCGGCGCCACAACGUGCGGCCGCUUUCGAGGCACUAUUUUGCACUGCCCACUAAUCCUGGUGAGCAGUUCUUCGUGUUCUGCACUCUCGCUGCUUGGCUGAUCACUAAAGCAGGACAUCACUUUGAACAGCCUCAAGAAUACGAUGACCCCAAUGCAAUAAUAUCAAAGAUACUCUCGGAACUGCGAUCAUUUGGAAGGCCUGUGGAUUUUCCUCCCUCAAAAUUAAAGGCUGGUUAUGGAGAGCAAGCCUGUUAUGUUCUUGAUUGUUUAGCUGAAGAAGCCUUGAAAUGCAGUGGCUUUAGCUGGAAAAGGCCAGUGUACCCAACAGAUGAGCUAGAAGAAGAAGAAAUAACAGAAGAUGAUACAGAAUUAACACUUAAUAAACUGGAAGAGGAUGUUGCAGAAGAAGAGUCAGAUAAUGAAGAAAACUUCAUUGAUCUGAAUGUUCUAAAGGCACAAACAUACAGAUCGGAUGUGAAAGACACCACAAAACAAGAAGAAAUCUUACAGUCCACGACAGAUGCAGCAGAGUGGAAUCUGGAAGUGGAACGUGUGCUUCCACAGCUGAAAGUUACAGUCAGGACUGACAAUAAGGAUUGGAGGAUCCAUGUAGAUCAAAUGCAUCAACAUAAGGAUGGAAUCGAAUCUUCUUUGAAAGAAACAAGGGGUUACCUUGACAAAUUCCAUAAUGAAAUCAGCCGAACAUUGGAAAAGAUCAAUAGCAGGGAAAAGUACAUCAACAAUCAGUUGGAGCAUUUGAUUCAAGAAUACCGUUCAGCACAAGCCUUGUUGAGUGAGGCUAAGGAGAAGUACCAGGAGGGAAGCGGAGGAGUAACUGAAAGGAUUAGAGUCCUUUCUGAGAUUACAGAAGUUUUAGAGAAAGUGAAGCAGGAAACAGAAGAGAAGGGAAGCAGUAUGACGGAUGGCACUCCUCUCGUGAGGAUUAAACAGGCCUUAACAAAACUGAAGCAAGAAACCAUUCAGAUGGACAUUCAAAUUGGUGUAAUGGAACACACGUUGCUCCAGUCAAAGCUUAAAGAGAAAUCCAACAUGACUAGAGAUAUGAAUGCAGCAAUGAUACCAGAAUCCACAAUAGGUGCCUACUGAAACUGUUUGGAGCUGACUUGGUUUGCCCAAAAUAAAGUUUUCUACCAUUUGUUUUUUUGGUA